CUUAUGUAAAAACCAAACAUAAUUUUGUCCUAUUCCAAAUUAAAACCAAUUACAACUAAAGUGAGCGACAUUCGCGCUACAGCGGGAGCUUUAUGGCACAAAAGUGACUAAUGCGAAAAAUACACAGCUUAAUGUGAAAUGCUAUUUCGUAUAGUGUCAAAUGCGGUAUUAUUCUUUAUGAAGUGCGUUUAAAAGCAUCAUCAGAAGCAUCUACGCAGGCGACGUUGAAGAUGACGUCCGUGAAGAUAACGGCCGUGGGCGACGGCAUCGUCGGCAAGACCUGCAUGCUCAGCACAUACACGACGGGGGAGUUUCCCAGUGAAUACGUGCCCACAGUAUUUGAGCAUUACGGCCAAAAAAUCACUGUCGAUGACGUAGACUACAAUGUCACAUUAUGGGACACUGCAGGUCAAGAAGAUUACGAAAGACUUCGACCAUUAUCUUACCCUCACACAAACUGUUUCCUAGUUUGUUUUUCGGUGGAUAAGAAUUUGGCAUCUUACGACAAUGUUGCAAUAAAAUGGGUGCCAGAGGUACGGCAUUUCAGUCCGAAUGUUCCUAUGAUCUUAGUUGGUAUGUAUAAACAACAAAAACAUAUGCAAAUUUCUAACACACGUAGCUCAUUUGUCUUGGUAGUACUUCGAUAGUAAUUUAUUUUUUAUUAUAUAUGGUUAACUUUGACCACUAGGUUAUCCUUAUGUGACAGUUUAUCCAGUAUUGCUAGAGAACUUUUCUUACUUUCAGCAACAAAAACAGAUUUAAGGGACGACCCUAGCAUAGCAUGUUAUACCCCAGAAGAUGGCAGAAAACUGAAAAGAAAGGUGAAGGCACAAGGCUACAUGGAAUGCUCAGCCCUGAGAUGUCAGGGACUCGACGAAAUCUUCGUGGAGGCCAUUAGGGUUUAUUUAAGAUAUAAGAAUAAAAAGCCCAGGACGAGACAAUGCAUGAUGCUGUAGCGUUUCUAUUUUUGUUAUUUUAAUCAAAUGCAACUUUCUUAUAAAGACCCCUUGUAAAGAAAGCUAUGUUUAACAUCCAAGACAAUGGGAGCGUUCAGCAAACAUAAAGCAUACGCUGAAUAGCAGUAGCCGUGGAAUAGCUUUCACAGUUCGCAACAUUUAGUCAACAUCGCGAAGACUAGAGAUAGGAGGUUAAAUGUCGUCUCUCGCAAAUUUGGUGGGCGUCGAACAUCUGCGAUUUCACUAAGUUUUACCAUGCUUUGUAGGUUUAUCACAUACUUCGUGGUUAAUUAAUAUUAUCCAAUAUUUCUGCUUGCAACUCGUACGAACAGUCAAAAUUGGAGUUGUUUACAGUCAUGAUGACAGCAACAGACAGAGAUGCCACAUGCGCAGAACUAAAAUUCUCUUUCUGCGCAGUGUACACACGAGAGAGGUGCCCUAUGCGCAACACCUCAAUUAAUUUCAUGCGCAGUGUACUAACUUACUUCAUGCUCGACAUUUUUUACUUCAACGGCACUUUAUGAGUUUAACCUCCUCUAUCUAGUCAAAAUCUGACACGCAAGCGAUAACUGGUGUCAAAUUGUGAAAGUUUUCCCAUGAAGGACCAUGACUACUACUAUUCAAGAUAAAAGCGCUCGUCUGCUUUACGUUACCUGAACGCUCCCAUUGAGACCCAAACACUUGUACUUGCUGCCUUUAAUUUAGCAUAAAUCUAUAAGCUCAAAUUGUUAUAUAUAAGUAUUUAUUCCCAAUUUAUAUUUAAACAGGAGUUUUCAAUACUUUUUCGUAAAUACAACAUUAACACCUAGUUUUCCGAAUUGUUCAAAAUGACUGUAGAUUACCACAUAUCAGAUGCACUGUAAGAUAUUACUUUUACGUGUUAAUUAUGUAAAAAUAUAC
Molecule: messenger RNA, 1856 nt
Organism: Acanthoscelides obtectus
Lineage: Eukaryota; Metazoa; Arthropoda; Insecta; Coleoptera; Chrysomelidae
Source: the annotation of a GenBank genome assembly